AUGCUGUUAUUGUAUUUGAGUAUUACUGUGCUGGUAUCAGGAGCAAACCCACCACAAAUAGCAUCCCCUAAUUGCCCAGACCGCUGCAAUGUUAGGAUUCCAUACCCUUUCGGAGUUGAAUCAUCCACAUCCAAAGGAGCUGGUUAUUCCCUAGACCUAGGGUUUGUAAUAAACUGCUACCCGAAUGAGACUGCAGUGUUGAGGCUCGAGGAACAAGAGGUGCAGGUGCUGGAUAUUUCCAUUGAAGACCGCACGAUUCGGGUUAACAACUCUGUUGCUAAAUACUGCCAGGGUGAUGGUUAUACUAAUCAGCAACCAUCAAAAUUAACCGGGACACCUUUCACUUAUUCUCAGAGCCACAAUACAUUUGUUUCGGCCAGUUGCGACCUCCUGGCCGUGGUGUGUGAGUCUGAAGACAAUGUCAUCCUUGGUGGGUGCAGCUCAGUUUGUGGUGACGAGACGACUCAUACUAAUAGUACGAGUCACUUGGAGUGUAAGACUAGUACCAACUGUUGCCAGACUAACCUCCCCCCAAACAGGAAGAGUUUGUUUUUUCACUUGCUAACCACUGCUGGAGAGGGUGCAAAUUGCUCCACGAUUUCCAGUUCACAGCGGAAUAAACAUGCAUUUUUGGUUGACCAAAUUUGGUUUCAGAACUUAUCUAAUUCAUCGGCUGCAGGAAGAGUCAGCGAGAAGGAUUUGGAGGAGGUUCCUUUGGUGCUAGAAUGGGCCAUAAACGAUUCAUUCACACAGUUUAAUGAAUCUAAUUAUCCCUCUACUGAUUCAUCUAGUUGCCAGAAGGUUCUGGCAAACAAACUGCAGACCACCUUUAUUUGUAGCUGCUCGGCAGGCUAUGAAGGAAAUCCUUAUCUUGGGAGCCAAUUUUGUUCAGAUACUGAUGAAUGCACAGACCGUGCUAAAAACCAUUGCUCGGCUGGCGAAAAAUGUGUCAACCUUGAAGGGAGCUACCGCUGUAAAAAAGAGAGCAAAGCUAAGAUAUAUGUUCUAGUAGGUCUUGCCGCUUGUCUUGGAACGGUUUUGCUACUUCUCGUUGGAUUUUUGGGUUACAGAAAGCGGAAAAAUGGAGUGACAGUUGUGAACGAUGGUAGCAAAGAAGAAAUUGUGACAGUUGCCAACCUUGCAAAACGUUGCCUAAAUUUGAAUGGAAGGAGACGCCCUACUAUGAAAGAAGUAGCAGUGGAGCUGGAGGGAAUUCAAUUGUCAGUUAAAGGUUUGGGUCGUGUUCAAGGACUUGCAGAGGGAACAAUCAUAUAG
This is a messenger RNA of Fragaria vesca subsp. vesca, 1275 nucleotides long. RefSeq names its product wall-associated receptor kinase-like 8-like. The record is from RefSeq and is a predicted model, not a curated record. Lineage: Eukaryota; Viridiplantae; Streptophyta; Magnoliopsida; Rosales; Rosaceae. The transcript is spliced from 5 exons. Gene Ontology annotation, molecular function: polysaccharide binding; calcium ion binding. Bases 1 to 1275 code for a protein of 424 amino acids.